GCACUCUCGCACCGACGUCGCUGCGGGUCUGGCUUUCCUUGUCGGGACGCGCGGGUCGCCUGGAGGCGCCGGAAGGGCGUGCACGGCUGGGGGCCCUGAGGCCGCGGGGUCGCGCGGUCCUGGUCGCGGCGUCGCGGUGCGGGCCCCUCGAACUUGAUGAUGAGUGGAACUACAGGUGAUAAUGAAGGUUGUCCCUUCUGAAGAGAAAUGUGAGAGCUGUUACAGGGAAAGCUGCAGUGUUAUUAUGCAGGAAACUGCCAAGAUAAACUUUAAAAUUGCUUGUUGAAGAAAAAAUUUUGAGAUUAUGAUUGGAGUUGAAUUAACUAUAAAAAUCAUUUGGGGUCACAUUAUCUUUAUAAUAUGAAGUCUUUCUAUCCCAGAAUAAGUCUACAGAUCCUGGUUCCUCACAAGUAAGCCUGCUCAUGUGAGAUAAGAAGGGAAUUUCUGGAAUCAAGAAUUCAUUCUCAGUGUAGAAGACCUUGCCACGACCUCACUCCAGAGCUUUGAAACAGAGGCAAAAGGGACACAGAAUAGAACAGAUCACAGCUUUGUUAAUCAUCUCACACAGACAACAGACAAUGAACAUGCUGCAGGUUGACAGUUAUACAAAUGGAAAGAUGGAAGAAUGCACAAUGGCAUUUUGUCACACAAAAUAUGCAAAGAUGGGGGCAUAGAAUCAUUUUCAUUUGAAGAUUUAUCUGUAGACUUCACCCAAAAGGAAUGGCAGCUGUUGGAUCCCUAUCAGAAGAAUUUAUACAAGGAUGUCAUGUUGGAGAACUAUAGUAGCCUAGUGUCACUGGGAUAUGAAGUUAUGAAACCAGAUAUCAUCUUCAAGUUGGAGCAAGGAGAAGAGCCAUGGAUAGGAGAUGGAGCAGUCCCAAGUUCAGACUCUCCAGAAGAAGCCUGGCAAGUAGAUGGUCAUGUGAUGUGGCACCGGGAUAACCAAGACAAGCUUAAAAAUAUGCAAAGGAUUCUUGAAUGUGAUGCAUUUGGAACAAAAUUCAAUCUAAAUAUGAACUUUGUUCCUUUAAAGAACUCAAACAAUGAAGAUAACUUAGAUGGCUUGAUUUUAAAACAUCAUUUAGAUUUGCUUAUUCCAAAAGCAGAUUGUAGAAAAACAGAAUCAGAGGACUUUAAUGUAUUUGAUAAAUUGUUUCUCCCUUCCAAGCCUGAGAAACCUGAUACUUGGUUAGAAUACUAUGAAUGUGAUAAAUAUGAUAAAGACAUCUAUAAAAAGUCACAGAUUGUCAUAUAUCACAGAACUCGUUUAGGGGAGAAACUCUAUGAAUGCAGUGAAUGUAGGAAACGUUUCAGUAAGAAAUCAAGUCUCAUUAAACAUCAGAGUAGGCAUAUAAGAGAAAUAGCCUAUGGCUGUGGUAAAUGUGGCAAAACCUUUCCUCAGAAGUCACAGUUUGUUACCCAUCACAGAACUCAUACAGGAGAGAAACCUUACAAUUGUAGCGAGUGUGGAAAAGCCUUCUCCCAAAAGUCACAGCUCACAUCCCAUCAGAGAACACAUACGGGAGAGAAACCAUAUGAGUGUGGAGAGUGUGGGAAAGCCUUCUCCCGGAAGUCACAUCUCAUAUCACAUUGGAGAACGCACACAGGAGAAAAACCCUAUGGAUGCAAUGAAUGUGGGAGGGCCUUUAGUGAAAAGUCAAACCUCAUUAAUCAUCAGAGAAUUCAUACAGGAGAGAAGCCUUUUGAAUGCAGAGAAUGUGGGAAAGCUUUCAGCAGGAAGUCACAACUCGUUACACAUCACAGAACUCACACAGGAACAAAACCCUAUGGGUGUAGUGAUUGUAGAAAAGCCUUCUUUGAGAAGUCAGAGCUCAUUAGACAUCAGACAAUUCAUACUGGAGAGAAACCCUAUGAGUGCAGUGAAUGUGGGAAAGCAUUUAGAGAGAGGUCAAGUCUCAUUAAUCACCAGAGAACUCAUACAGGAGAGAAGCCUCAUGGAUGCAUUCAGUGCGGGAAAGCCUUCUCCCAGAAAUCACAUCUCAUAUCACAUCAGAUGACACACACAGGAGAAAAACCCUUCAUUUGCAGUAAAUGUGGGAAAGCCUUCAGUAGGAAAUCCCAGCUUGUUAGACAUCAAAGAACUCAUACGGGAGAAAAACCCUAUGAAUGCAGUGAAUGUGGGAAAGCUUUCAGUGAAAAAUUAAGUCUGACUAAUCAUCAGAGAAUUCAUACUGGAGAAAAACCCUAUGUAUGCAGUGAGUGUGGGAGAGCCUUUUGUCAGAAGUCACAUCUCAUAUCACAUCAGCGGACACAUACAGGAGAGAAACCCUAUGAAUGCACUGAAUGUGGGAAAGCCUUUGGUGAGAAGUCAAGUCUUGCAACUCAUCAAAGAACUCAUACAGGAGAAAAACCCUAUGAAUGCAGGGACUGUGAAAAAGCCUUUUCCCAGAAGUCACAGCUAAACACACACCAGAGAAUCCACACAGGAGAGAAACCCUACGAAUGCAGUUUUUGUAGAAAAGCCUUCUUUGAGAAGUCAGAGCUUAUCAGACACCAGAGAACUCAUACAGGAGAAAAACCUUAUGAAUGCAGUGAAUGUAGAAAAGCCUUCAGGGAGAAGUCAAGUCUCAUUAAUCAUCAGAGAAUACACACAGGAGAGAAACCCUUUGAAUGCAGUGAAUGUGGCAAAGCCUUCUCUCGGAAGUCACACCUCAUACCACAUCAGAGGACACAUACAGGUGAGAAACCUUAUGGUUGCAGUGAAUGUAGGAAGGCCUUCUCUCAGAAAUCACAGCUUGUUAAUCAUCAGAGAAUUCAUACCGGAGAGAAGCCUUAUCAAUGUAAUGAAUGUGUGAAAGCCUUCUCACAGAAGUCACAGCUCAUUAAUCAUCAGAGAACUCAUAAAGUAAAGAAAUCCUAGGAAUGUAAUUAAUAUGAGUCUGACAUCAUAACAGUUGUACUUCAGAAAAUGCAGUUUAAUUUUUCAGAUAAUAGUCACAUCAUAUAAUAUGUCAGAGCAGUCCUUUUAAGUGGGGAACUCUAUUAUGUAGGGAAAACUUUCAGCAAAUAAACAUGCUUGUAUAUCAGAAUUGAUAGGGUAUAAUGUACUUAUGAAUGAAUGCAGUGUUUCUCAAAACCCUUUGAAACCACAAUUGAGCCUUAUACAGUAGAAAAUUCACAGCAAAGAGGAGUCCUGUGAAUAUUGCAAAUAUCCAAAACCCAUCCAGUGGUCAAAUCUUAUAAACUAUCAGAAAUAUUCCCACUGGUGAUGAGGAGAAAUCCCAUGAAUAUAGCAAGUGAGGCAAUAUUUUUAUUAAUAAAUCACAGUUCAUUGUACAUAAGAAAAUGCCCUUAGGAAUGAAAUUCUGUGACGCUUCUAAAUACAGGAUAAGUAAUCGAAUAUAUUGUAUUUUAGAAAAUUCAUAUUGUGGAUAAACCUAAUAAUUGAAAGACAUUGGAAACAUAUGCCCCUUGAAAUAAUACUAUAAAGGGAAGCCAUAUUCUUUCUGUAGAUAUGUGUAUGAAAAAUACCCAAUUCUAAAUGGUUGACAGAUGUUCCUUCUGAAGUAUAAAGAUUUAAAAAUAUAUGAAUAAAUUGGUCAUUGAAACAUCUGAGUAAGAAAUUUCUUACUGGUAUUUAUGGUUUAUUUUCCUGUGUUGCAUAAUACGUUUUGUAUUUUAGGAUUGCAUAUAAUGUAAUUGCGAGCAUGAAAUGCAUAUACCUUAUAGUGCCUAUGAUGUCUGUCAAAA
This is a messenger RNA of Microcebus murinus (gray mouse lemur), 3711 nucleotides long. It is a transcript of the gene ZNF84, whose product is annotated as zinc finger protein 84. Gene Ontology annotation, biological process: regulation of transcription by RNA polymerase II. Gene Ontology annotation, molecular function: RNA polymerase II transcription regulatory region sequence-specific DNA binding; DNA-binding transcription factor activity, RNA polymerase II-specific. Lineage: Eukaryota; Metazoa; Chordata; Mammalia; Primates; Cheirogaleidae. The record is from RefSeq and is a predicted model, not a curated record. Gene Ontology annotation, cellular component: nucleus.